Molecule: messenger RNA, 9893 nt
Organism: Dromiciops gliroides (monito del monte)
Lineage: Eukaryota; Metazoa; Chordata; Mammalia; Microbiotheria; Microbiotheriidae
Gene: PIK3CA
Product: phosphatidylinositol-4,5-bisphosphate 3-kinase catalytic subunit alpha
Exons: 22
Coding region: 541-3747 (1068 amino acids)
Biological process (GO): cell migration; phosphatidylinositol 3-kinase/protein kinase B signal transduction; phosphatidylinositol-3-phosphate biosynthetic process
Cellular component (GO): cytoplasm; phosphatidylinositol 3-kinase complex, class IA; phosphatidylinositol 3-kinase complex, class IB
Molecular function (GO): 1-phosphatidylinositol-3-kinase activity; 1-phosphatidylinositol-4-phosphate 3-kinase activity
Source: RefSeq, a predicted model, not a curated record
CCAGGGCGCGGGGCAGCCAGCGGGCCUCGGGAGCCGGGCCCGAUGCGGGCGGGCGGGCGGAGCCGCCGAGCCUGGAGCAGCCCGAGCCCGAGCGGAGCAUUUUCAUCUCUCUAGAAAUCUAAAGGGAAGAAUAAGAAAAUAACCACAUGCAAAAUUCAGGAUUGGCAGUUUCAUGCCAUCAGCAAGAAGGAGAGGAUCAGCAAGGGAUCCCACCUACCCAAGUGGCAAAGAGUCAGCCUGCACCAUAUCAUUAUCCUGGAAGUCAAAGAACUUUGGGAACUAUGGGACCAUCCACAGUUGGGUCUCCUUCAUUGCUGUCCCAGGGUCUGCCCAGGAGGAAUAGCGCUCCCACUUUCAGGACUGAUUCCCUGGAAAGGCAUACCACAUGGAGCCCCUUGCUGACCUAUUUCCAUUUGUAACCAAGCCCUAUGCUGGGCCAACCAUGGAGGAGGGACCCGAGCAGGGUCUCACCUCUGGAUGAGCAACAUAUUUAGAUGCUUGACAUAGUUUUGUAUGUAAGACUGCCGCAAUAUUAGAACCAUGCCUCCAAGACCAUCAUCCGGUGAAUUGUGGGGCAUCCAUUUGAUGCCCCCAAGAAUCUUAGUAGAAUGUCUACUACCUAACGGAAUGAUAGUGACUUUAGAAUGCCUCCGUGAGGCUACAUUAGUAACUAUUAAACAUGAGCUAUUUAAAGAAGCAAGGAAAUACCCUCUUCACCAGCUCCUUCAGGAUGAAACUUCUUACAUUUUCGUAAGUGUUACUCAAGAAGCAGAAAGAGAAGAAUUUUUUGAUGAAACACGGCGACUUUGUGACCUACGGCUUUUUCAGCCUUUUCUAAAAGUCAUUGAACCUGUAGGCAACCGAGAAGAAAAAAUUCUCAAUCGAGAAAUUGGUUUUGCUAUUGGUAUGCCUGUUUGUGAAUUUGAUAUGGUUAAAGAUCCAGAAGUACAAGACUUCCGAAGAAACAUUCUUAAUGUUUGUAAAGAAGCUGUGGACCUGAGGGAUGUCGAUGCACCCCACAGUAGAGCGUUAUAUGUCUAUCCUCCAAAUGUAGAAUCUUCGCCAGAAUUGCCAAAGCACAUAUACAAUAAAUUAGAUAAAGGGCAAAUAAUAGUGGUGAUUUGGGUGAUAGUUUCCCCAAACAAUGACAAGCAGAAGUACACUUUAAAAAUCAGUCAUGACUGUGUACCAGAACAUGUGAUCGCUGAAGCAAUCCGGAAAAAAACACGGAGUAUGUUGCUGUCAUCUGAGCAGCUAAAGCUCUGUGUUUUAGAGUAUCAGGGCAAAUAUAUUUUAAAAGUUUGUGGAUGUGACGAGUAUUUGCUAGAAAAAUAUCCUCUUAGCCAAUAUAAGUACAUAAGAAGCUGUAUGAUGCUUGGCCGGAUGCCCAAUCUGAUGCUGAUGGCUAAAGAAAGUCUUUACACCCAGCUACCACUGGAUACUUUUACAAUGCCAUCUUACUCCAGGCGAAUCUCCACAGCCACACCAUACAUGAAUGGAGAAGCUUCCACCAAAUCCCUUUGGGGCGUAAAUAGUGCACUCCGAAUAAGAAUUCUUUGUGCAACUUAUGUCAAUGUAAAUAUUCGAGACAUUGAUAAGAUCUAUGUUCGAACAGGUAUCUGCCAUGGGGGAGAGCCAUUAUGUGACAAUGUGAAUACUCAAAGAGUACCUUGUUCCAAUCCCAGAUGGAAUGAAUGGCUAAUGUAUGAUAUAUACAUUCCUGAUCUUCCACGUGCUGCUCGACUUUGCCUUUCCAUUUGUUCUGUUAAAGGCAGGAAAGGGGCAAAAGAGGAACAUUGCCCUUUGGCUUGGGGAAAUAUUAACCUCUUUGAUUAUACAGACACUUUGGUAUCAGGAAAAAUGGCUUUGAAUCUGUGGCCAGUACCUCAUGGAUUAGAAGAUUUGCUGAAUCCUAUUGGAGUUACUGGGUCAAAUCCCAAUAAGGAAACUCCAUGUUUAGAGCUGGAAUUUGACUGGUUUAGCAAUCCUGUAAAAUACCCAGAUAUGUCAGUGAUUGAAGAACAUGCUAAUUGGACUGUAUCUCGAGAACUAGGAUUUAACUAUUCCCAUGCUGGGCUGAGUAAUAGAAUAGCUCGAGAUAAUGAAUUAAGAGAAAAUGACAAAGAACAACUCCGGGCCAUUUGUACACGAGACCCCCUGUCUGAGAUCACUGAGCAAGAAAAGGACUUCCUAUGGAGUCACAGGCAUUAUUGUGUCAAUAUACCAGAAAUUCUACCUAAACUUCUUCUGUCUGUUAAGUGGAAUUCCAGAGAUGAAGUAGCCCAGAUGUAUUGCUUGGUAAAAGAUUGGCCACCAAUCAAACCAGAACAGGCCAUGGAACUUUUGGACUGUAAUUAUCCAGACCCUAUGGUUCGAGCUUUUGCUGUCCGAUGUUUGGAGAAAUAUUUAACAGAUGACAAACUUUCUCAGUACUUAAUUCAACUCGUUCAGGUUCUGAAGUAUGAACAAUAUUUGGAUAACCUGCUUGUGAGAUUUUUACUCAAGAAAGCACUAACAAAUCAAAGGAUAGGACACUUUUUCUUUUGGCAUUUAAAGUCUGAGAUGCAUAAUAAAACUGUGAGCCAGAGAUUUGGCUUGCUUUUGGAGUCAUACUGCCGAGCAUGCGGGAUGUAUCUAAAGCAUUUGAAUCGGCAAGUAGAGGCCAUGGAGAAACUGAUUAACCUCACCGACAUUCUCAAACAGGAAAAGAAGGAUGAGACACAAAAGGUACAGAUGAAGUUCUUGGUGGAACAAAUGAGACGGCCUGAUUACAUGGAUGCUUUACAAGGCUUUAUCUCUCCCCUUAACCCUGCUCAUCAAUUAGGAAAUCUCAGGCUCGAGGAGUGUCGUAUUAUGUCCUCUGCAAAAAGACCAUUGUGGUUGAAUUGGGAGAACCCAGACAUCAUGUCAGAAUUACUAUUUCAGAACAAUGAGAUCAUCUUUAAAAAUGGGGAUGACUUACGGCAGGAUAUGCUAACCCUUCAGAUCAUUCGAAUUAUGGAAAAUAUCUGGCAAAAUCAGGGUCUUGAUCUUCGGAUGCUCCCUUAUGGUUGUCUAUCAAUUGGGGACUGUGUUGGCCUCAUUGAAGUGGUCCGGAAUUCUCAUACCAUCAUGCAGAUUCAGUGUAAAGGUGGUCUGAAAGGGGCCUUGCAGUUCAACAGCCAUACAUUACACCAGUGGCUCAAAGACAAGAAUAAAGGGGAAAUAUAUGACGCAGCCAUUGAUUUGUUUACACGUUCAUGUGCUGGAUACUGUGUGGCUACCUUCAUUUUGGGAAUUGGUGAUCGUCACAAUAGCAAUAUCAUGGUGAAAGAUGAUGGACAACUAUUUCAUAUAGACUUUGGACACUUUUUGGAUCAUAAGAAAAAGAAAUUUGGCUAUAAGCGAGAGCGCGUGCCCUUCGUCUUGACUCAAGACUUCUUGAUUGUGAUUAGUAAAGGAGCCCAGGAAUGCACCAAGACAAGAGAAUUUGAAAGAUUUCAGGAAAUGUGCUAUAAGGCUUACUUAGCUAUUCGGCAACACGCCAAUCUCUUCAUCAAUCUUUUCUCUAUGAUGCUUGGCUCUGGGAUGCCUGAGCUACAGUCCUUUGAUGAUAUCGCAUACAUUCGAAAGACCCUGGCCUUGGAUAAGACUGAGCAAGAGGCGUUGGAGUAUUUCAUGAAGCAGAUGAAUGAUGCUCAUCAUGGGGGCUGGACAACCAAAAUGGAUUGGAUUUUCCAUACAAUAAAGCAGCACGCUUUGAACUGAAGCAGUAGCCUCGGGGCCACUCCGCACUGCUCUCACUGUCAGCAGGCCAAGGCUGCUUGCCCAGGAAUCGCACAAACCAUGAACAGCAUUAGAAUCGACAGCAGGAACCUUGAUCCACUCUUUCUUCUACCAUUGAAACAACAUAAACGCAAACAGGGUUUGAUAGCACUAAACUAGUACAUUUCAGAAUUAAGCUUUAGUCUAAUGCGCAAUUUCAUGUUAUGCCUUAAGUCCAAAAAGGUAAACUUUGAAGAUUGUUUGUAUCAUUUUUUAAAAAACAAAACAAAAUAUAUAGAAACUGAUGGUUAAGGAGAGAGAAUAAUGUUCUUUUUGUGUUGCAAAUGUUGUAUGUUUUGAAACGUGAAAGCGACAAAGUUUGUCAUUACUUCAAGUCCAAGGAAACCAGAGUGGUGUUGAGCUGCAUGAGAAUUGCUAAGAAUGAAAAUCCAUCACUUUUCCAUUGUAUUGAAUUUAGAGUUUGAAGUGAGUUUUUUGACUCCCAGUUCUCAUGAAGAAAAACACUUGGGGUGGAACAGAAUCUUUAAAUUUCACUAGGGACUUUUUCCUUUUUAAAAAAUCAAACCUUUUGAUGACUUUGGGCCUUAUCUGCAUAGUUUGGGGAGAAAGUAGAAAUGAGACCUUUUAGAAGGUGCUUUUCCCGGACAAACAUUUACAAGGAUCCGAUUGUUCAUUUCCCAGGGAAAUUCUGAGCUCCUAUGGAAAAUAAACUGCCAUAGAAAAGGAAUGAGAAGGACUAGCUGUCAUGUACCAGAAUCGUGCAGUGUUCAUCUUAGCUUUGACAUUUUUCCCUCUUUUUGCGAUUGAACUGAAUACAUUUUUCAUGCAUGUUUUCCAGAACCUAGAAGAAAGUAUUAAUGUUAUUAAAAGAUUAUUUUUUAUAAAAGGCUAUUUAUAUUAUAAAAACUAUCAUUAAUAUAUACUCUUUAUUUAGAUUAUCUGUCCCAUAGUCAUGCAUUUAUUUUACAGCCUCAGAUAUUUUGGUAUAAGACUCUGCCAUCCAUAGUGACAUAAUUAGUCAUUCUCUUGGUCUUUGAGAGAAGCCCAGGCACUCUUCCAUAAUGUACACCAUUGCCCAGGGAUACACUGUUAAAGUUGGCUAAAUAUCCUGCUUAGGACCACCUCUUUCCUCCUUUUCACUUUUAUCUCCUCUCUCUCUCUUUCUCUCUCUCUCUCUCUCUCCUAUCAAAAAAAAUUUAAUCAGUUUACAUCAGCUCAGUAACAUACAGAUUCUUGUCCUGUUUGCAUUAACCUUCUCCUAAAGUGGAAGCACUUAUAAAGAAAGGAUCCUUCAAAGCAGCAGGGAAAAAGAAACCAGGAACGGUAUCUGUUUGCGGGCUCUUUGCUGAUAUCUGUAAUAAAAAUGGAACCCAAAGUGAUUAAGAUUGGUUCCCACUUUAAAGUGGCCAGGGUCCAUUUUUCAAGUUUCUUAAGUUGAACUUAAGCCCAGGAUAAAUUCAUAAACAUUUGGAAGAAGUGAUUCACCCUCUUUUUUUUUUUUUAAUUGGGAGUUGCAAGGGAAGGGGUUAGGUUGUGAGGACACUUUUCUUUGCUAUAGACCAGAAUUCUACAUGAUAUUUGGAAUAAAUGCCUGCGGGCCUAGGAAACAGCGUCUGCAGAUGUCUUUGUGCCACCAGAAAAAAAAAAGUGCAAUAAUGGAGAGGGGCUGGCAAGUGUCUAGGUUAGGCGUGAUAUUGGAAUAUUAACUUUAUAAAAACUGUACAUUGUGUUCUCUGUAUUGGUAAUAAGCUAUCGAAUGGUUUACUUCAUUUAGAAAAAGUUCUUAAAUUAAAUUAGUUACUUAUCCUAGAGCCUUGGAUCAAGUAAGCCAGGGACUGUAAUGCCAAGAUUCAUAAAACAUAUUUGGCUAUUUUAGGACGCAUAUGGAUAUAGGCUCCCUAGAGUUAGUUGUUGAAGAUUUAGGUACUUUAUUAAAGCAUGUAAAUAAUACUGUCUUAGUGAAAGCCACUGAGAAAAAUAAAUUUGGAGUAUUGGAAUAUUCAUUUUUCUUAUUUAUAAUUUACUGUCUCAGAACAGUUGAGCAGAUUUUCAACCCUUUGCUGUUAAGUAUUUGAUAGUUGUUCUCCUUUGCAGUUACAAAAGCUUUCAUAGCUUAUAGAUUCUUUCUUCUUAUUUGACGCAUAACCAUGAUGUGUCAUUCAUUUUUAAUUGGCCCAUGACACAUACUGGCAUUUUACCUUUUUCAAUAUCAGGGAUUGAUUAUGGGAAAACUCAGUGAAGUACACCUCUGAAACCCUGAUCAGGUUUCUUAAAGUCAUAACAGAUAAUUUUGUUUUUAUCCAGAUGUCCCUAAAGCAAUAAUAUUAUGAGUCUCCUUGCACAGAAAUAACAAGAUAUUUGCAUUGCUCACAUUGAUAGAGAUCACUUUCUAGAGCCCUGGUGAAAAUUUGUGCAUAAAUUACUGAAGCCAAAUUCAUUUAGUUUCAGUUUAUCUGAGCUGUGUAGAAAAAUUCAGGAAAAAAAAGUUUUAAAAUAGGAGCCAAACUAAAGUGACCUGAAAACAAGCUGAAUCGUAAACAGAUCUAAGCAGAACCGGGCUUAGGAAAAGAAAAGCUGAAAAAGAGAAAGGAGAAAAGAAAGGUUCCAGAAGGCCAAACCAUUGCAGCUUGAAUUAAGGAGACUGUGGAUGAUUCAAAUUGAUUUCAGGUCAGAGGACAUGUAACAGGCUCUAAAAUUACUUAACUAUAGGGAUUACUUCAAUUCCCAAAACCACCUCUCAGAACUUCAACUGUAACCAUCAACUUUCGGUAUCAUUGGCUCUCCCAAGAAAUAUUUUCUUGCCUAAAUCAUUUGGAGAAGGAGAAAUGGAGCACAUUUUUGAAGAGCAGAAGCCCUAAUGUUUAAUACAACCUAGAAAGAAAUUUUUAAAAGCUUUUUUGACCUUUCAGCAUAGUCUCUCCUUAAAGGGACACGCCCAUUUUGAAGACUGAAAAUGCGUCUCUAAAUCAGAGAGUAGAUUUUAUUUGACGUUUUACCGUAGAGCUUGUUUCUCUUGGUUCUUAAGUGUCACCUGUAAAAUUGUGUCAAAAAUAAUCAAUUCCGAGAUUUGUCCCAUAAUCGAUUUGUGUUUAUAAGCCCAUUAAGAAAAUGGGGAACUGGUGAAUAUGUAAUGAUUUGUAAAAUAUUUUAAUGUAAUUUUUUCAACUGUGAAACUGACUAUUGGUUUUUUGAUGAAAACAGGCUGCUGAUAAAGUAUUUUUCUGUAAAGUGUAGUCUUUCCUAAAUGAGAAUACGCUGUAUUGAUUAGAGUGUGUGGACACUUGGGUUUUUUUCCCCUUUUCCUUUUUUAAAGUGUCUUGCUAGGUUUUCUUAAAGGUAAACCAGACUGACUGUAUAAUGUGGUGGUUUUUAACUGAAAAUUGAAUGGUUUGGGAUCUUGUAGGAAAGAUUUAAGGAGCCUGCAUAUUUCAAAGGCAUCCCAGCAAUUUCACAGCCCAUAGAUAAGUUGGUACUUGAUUACUCCCGACUGUUUUGGUUAGUUUUCAUCUCAGUAAUUUUGUAAAUCCAUUUCAGUCCUGUUGUGAUCAGUAACUCAUGCUUGCUAACUCUUUAAAGACAUUUCCUUUGCUUCAUUCUGUAACCAGCAUGUUAACCUCAGCUCUGAACAACUGGAAUGUUCCUUCUCCUUUCCUGUCCUGCAGACCUGGGUUGGACCCAUGAAGCAUCUGAAAAGUCCCCCUUAAGAAGUCAUAAUUUGGAUGCCUCAGACAUCCCCAAAGUACUUCCAUGGGGUUAGUGAAGUGUUAUCUGCUCCUUCCACUCUCUAAACACAACUUUCUUGUUUCUGGUUUUGUUUUGUUUUGUUUUUUACUUGGAUAAGCCAUCACUUUUCUUACCACUCCUGUCAGAUGUGGCACACCCUGUGCUACACAGAGGGCCAAAAGCUAUUAGAAUACAUUGUUCCUAGAGUGAAUGUCAGCCCCUUCAGUUGAGUCUGGUUUCAUAUGAUUCCAUUUACCCAAGUAGCCUGCCAAUCCGUCCUGAAUUAGAUGAUUACAGCAGUAGUUUCCAUUCAGAUUUAUAACUUUCUGAUACUCAAUCCUGGGUUCUGGCCUUUGUCCCAGAACCCUGAGCGGUGCUUGAGAUAACCAUCUGGUAGGAAGCCUGAACUGGGAAAAGACUAAUACCACCAGGUUGUUUUUUUGUUUUUAAAGGGCAUCCACAAAUACUGUUUACUUUUCCACAACCUUUUUAAAACAGACUGCUUCACGUCUGGGACUGACUGGAGGUGCUGUGGCCUUGAGAAACUCUUCAAAACAGCUCAGUCUCUGGUUCCUGAGCAUAUCGAUUUGGGAAACUAUACAAGAGAUGACAUAGAUCUAACUCAAUUUGAUUAAAGGCUCUCCUUCUUAAGGCCCAUGCUAUUGGGAGUCAACCCACAGAAGUAAAUACACUUGGCUUUCAAGUCAGCAAAGCACUGUGGAUUUUUAACUCAGACUAUUUUCGUGACACUUACAGCAGAUCUUCUCUGAAAGCCACUGGAAAACUUCUGUUUUUCUCAUCAGUGGGCCAGCUCCAUUUGGGGGGGGUUAAAAAAUAGCCAACAGAUUUGAUAGUACUGUGAAUGGGGGGUUAAAUUCUUAGUUUUCUGUUCUUCAUUAAUAGCAGCCUUUUGGUAUCUGUAGAUACACACACAUAUGUAUGCAUGUACAUAGAUACAUGUACAUAUGUGUGUUGUUUGUAUGCAUGUAUACUUAAGUGUACACUGCUAGGCCUUUAUUUUAUUUUUUUAGGCCUUAAUUUUAUUGCUUUCAGAGUACUUAAGAUUAGCAAAGGUACUUUCGGGAGCAUUUGGAAUACAGUGAAGUUUCCAAGUCAAGGAGUCAACUUUUAAAUAGGUUUGUAUUUCAUUUCACAUAUGCCACUCCUUUAAGGACCCUCAUUUUUUACUCUUAAUAGCCACCAUGCUGUACCUCCAACUUGAUCUUAGGAAUAGUACUAUAUUCCAGCUAGCCAAGAAACUGUUAACUAGGCCACUAGUUUAGAGCUUAAAACAAAAAUUUCACCUUUAAAGCCCAGCUGUGGGCAAAAGUUUUAAUUUUUUAUGUUUAGUCAAAAAUAACAAAUCUGGCCCAUUAUACUGAUGCUACACUGCCUUGGGCUGCUAAUGCUCACAACUUACCAUCACUGGAAUCAUACAUUUACACCUAGUAAAUGUGUGAGGACCUAGUAAAGCCUGAGAACUGUUGUUGGGUUUGUUUGUUUUUUAACCUGUGUGCAAUCUUGAUUUAAACUGUUACGAAGAUAAAACUAUCCUGUGUGGUGUUAGCUUGUCCAGACCCUUUUGUAUCUGUCUUGGGUUAGCAAGGAAACUAGAAGGGAUUCCUUUUUAAUAAUUUCUCAAAGUAAUUUAGUCACUUAAAGCCAGCUUCCCAAUUCCAUUUUGAUUUUUUUAUACAAUAAGAUCUAUAUCUGCUGAUUAAAAAAAAAUUACUAAAUUUUUAGGAAUUGAGGAUGGUGGAACCCACCUGGAAGCCCUGCUUCUGGGGAGUUUUGAAUGGCAGUAGGGCUGCCUAUAUGAUGUCAGCACUAAGUCCGGCCCCACAAUUAGCCAUGGGGUUUCCUGAGGAGGGGUACACCAGCAGGGACCAAGACUAGGACCAAGGCUUUGCAGCUCCCAUUUCAAUGUUCUUCCUAAUGCACCAAAGGACCCAAAAGCAUGUUUUCUCAUUUCAAAACGUCCACAAAUCUCAUUAAUAGCCAGGAAAGUCAUACCAGAAACAGAAUAGUUAUGACCUGACAUACUUUGGAACCUUUGGAAAGAAGGAAAUCUUGUGGCAUAAUGCAUUAUACUGAUUUUUUUUAAGGUUUUUAAAUCUUUUUUUUAUUAUAGGCUAAGAAGUAUUUAAGACACAGCAAGCUGCAUGUGUUUGUUGUAUUGAAAAUGUAGAGUAUUGCAGCAUUAAUUCAAUUUAAGGUGUCAUCUUUCAUAGUCUUGUUAGUCCUGGCAAGAAGACUUUGGCCUAUGACUGCACUCAGUGUAGUUGUGAUCAGCAGAAACUGUUCUGCCUUUUCUUUUCACUUUGCAGUCUGUAACAUCAUGCUAUUUAUUAAAAAAAAAAAAGACAAAACAAAAAAUAAUAAUUUGUACUUAUGUGUCCGAACAU